Molecule: messenger RNA, 630 nt
Organism: Hirsutella rhossiliensis
Lineage: Eukaryota; Fungi; Ascomycota; Sordariomycetes; Hypocreales; Ophiocordycipitaceae
Product: glutathione S-transferase
Exons: 5
Coding region: 1-630 (209 amino acids)
Biological process (GO): glutathione metabolic process
Molecular function (GO): glutathione transferase activity
Source: RefSeq, a predicted model, not a curated record
AUGGCCACCACCACGUCCAAGCCCGUCCUGCACUACCUCGACAUCGGCAGCCUCGGCCGCGGCGAAGUCGUGCGCCUCUUCCUAGUAGACGCCGGCAUCGAGUUUCAAGACAAGCGCUACGCCUUUGACGAUACAUGGAGCUCAACAAGCGCCGACCUCGAGAGCAAGGGAGUCUCGCGAACCGGUCUCGUCCCUGUGCUCGAGUACAACGGCGUCUACCUGUCCCAGCAUAUGCCCAUGCUCCGCUUUCUUGCCCGCGAACUCGGUAGCUACGAUGGCGAGUCGAGCGCUGAUAAAUACCUCGUCGAUACUGUCGCGGACAUAUACAUCGACUGGCGGGCCGAAUGGGUCAGCAAUCUCAAGACUGUUACGGACCAGUAUAAGAACAAGGUCGCACCCGAGUAUUAUAACCUCGUCGCCAAGUAUUACAAAGAGCGAGACGGCCCUUUCCUUCUCGGUAAUAAAAUCACGUAUGCAGACUUUGCCAUCUAUCAGUCUAUCGACAAUGAUGAAAAGAUCGGGACUCUUCCGGGAAAUCUGCCGGACUCAAUCUUGGCCUUGAAGAAGGCCAUGGAGGCUCGGCCAAAGGUGGCUGCGUACUUGGGAUCCGGCCGCAAAAUCACGACCUAG